Messenger RNA from Linum trigynum, 8532 nucleotides. NCBI's taxonomy places the organism in Eukaryota, Viridiplantae, Streptophyta, Magnoliopsida, Malpighiales, Linaceae. The record is from the annotation of a GenBank genome assembly.
CCUCAAUCAUUGAGAACCCUUCACCAAAAACCCUAUUUCUACAUUUCUCACACUGAGAAGAAACCUAUGAGCAUACAAAUCCGAGAAGUCCGAGCCACCAAUCAAUCAGCAAUCAGAUGCUCAUACUGUAUCGUGAAGACUGUGGACUUCCAAGUAUCACUCCAAUACCUCUGAUACUCCCUCCGUCUAACCACGGAUGAACAACACAUGACAAAAUGUGACAUCCAACUAAUUCAACAUUGAUAGUUUUAGGGGGAACAAAGAUUUGAUAUCAACGCUCAGACGAUUAGAUAGCAUGAGUUUAAUCACAGACAAUCAUAAGUCCAGACAUAAUUUGAGCUUUUUCAUCAUCACUGCAUUGCAUUCCCACUUGAAUUCAAAACAAUGCCAUAUUAUCAUAACACAAGGCAACCUUCUUCCGCAUAAAAACAGUUUUUCUUCAAAACAAAAAGCAGUUUCAGUUGAUGCAAGAUUCUCAGAGACAUUCCAAUUGAUUGGAAAUGUGCAGACAAUCUACAUGGCAUCAGUUCUGACCGCCCGUCUGCUUUUUCUCAUCAUCGACAUUCAAAAGUAAUCACAAAUCCAAAUACCCAAUGCAGCAAUACUAUGCUAUAAUCUACAAUUGCAUAACAAAUUGACAGUAAUCCUUGGGAGGUAAGGAAUGAAGACAUCAGAUAAUAAGCGGAGUUUGUAGUCCACAUUGAAUAUUCAGUGUGUAGAAUAAGAACUAAACAUCACUUGCCUUCCCAUUGUUGUUCCCCCCAAGAAUGACAACAUCUAAAGAGUCAGACUGACAGAUAACCCAAUUCUCAAAUAGAGCAAAACAUCACUAAAAACGAAUUGCAGCAGAUAAAUGUGGGAGUUUUACAUAUAACACAACAGUGAUUCAGUGUGCUCAAUAUAUAAAAUCAAAAUCCCAUAAGCAGAUUGAAAUAUAAUCCUUGGGAGACAAGGAAUGAAGACAUCAGAUAAUAAGCGGAGUUUUUAGUCCACAUUGAUAAAUCUCAGUGUGUAGAAUAAGAACUAAACAUCACUUGUCUUCCCAUAAAUUUCCCACAAGAUAAUAUGAUCAAAGCUUUCAGCUUCACAAGCAACCCAAUUAACAAAACCAAGGUUACCCGGUUUUGACAGAGGCAAAUCGGAAAGAGGGUUUGGAAACAAGUGGGAGAUUACAAACAACACAGCAGCGAUUUCAGUUUGUUCGAGUAGGAAAAAUUGGAUGGAAAGAAUGUCGGAAGGUUCAUUUGACCCCACAGCAAGUUGGAAUACAAAGAGCAAGGGGCUGGUAAGCCGACCGAUUUAGCUUUCUGCACCAGUUUUAACUCCUCUGGGACUCUUGAAAAAACCGCCAUAGCAGGAGUGGGUAAACAGAUGCAAAAACAAAAUUGAAAUAAAGAUUCAUUACACGAGCUGAGAACAAACGAAAUUGUGUUGCAUCAAUCAUCGCCCAGAAGCGAUAUCACAUCUAAUUUGCAUGUAAAAUUAUAACAAAGGAUGAAGAUGAUGGGAGACCGAGAAAGGGAGGAAACGGCGCCAGGCGCAGAGGGAGAACUAGAAUGCUCGAAUGCUGGUUUUAAAUAGGGUUUUAUGGAAAUUAGGGUUUCUUUCUACAAUCACUUGGGCGGGGCAAGGAGGAGAGGACGACUUCUACGUUCUUCCUUCUUCUUUCGGUUUUGGGUUGGUGCGGGUUGCAUUGGACUGAGCCCAGUUUAAGGGAACUAGGCCCAUUAAUUUCAUUGAGUGGGCUUUCUUUUUUAAGAGCAGUGGGCUUAUUCGUUAACCUAAAUAUCUAUAUCUAUCUAUCUAUCUUCUAUCUAUACUUAAUAUUAUGGUUAUUCAAAAAUAACUUCUUGCCACAUAAGCACUUGGUGAAUUCACAAGAUGCCAAGGUGGACAAUUGUUUAACAAACAAAAAUUUAUUUAUUUAUCUAUUUUUGGAGCUAUCUCUCUCUUCUUUUAAUACUUCUCCUCAUUUUUACUAAAACUUAAAAUAAGGUACAUUUUUUGUGACACAUUUAAACAAACAAACACAAAUAAGUAAUAAUCUUUUCUUCAAUUAAACAAACUAUAAAAAUGAAAAUAGAGAGUGACAGUUUAACCCAAAAUAUCUUAAUAAAUCUCAUUAAGUAAAUUUUCUAUUCAUUUUCACUAAAAAUUUAUAAUAAGUUACAUUUUGAUGGAAAAAACAAGCACACAUAUGAAUAAUAAUAUUUUUUCAAUUGAACAAAAUUUAAACGAUGGCCCAGGAGAAAAUGAGAGUUUGACAAUCAAUCAUUUUUGAAAAAUGAACUACAUGAUUAUAUAUUUUUUGUUAUCAAACACUCACUUCUUCCUAACGAAUAUACUUAUAAAAUAAAACAAGUAUAAUUUAUAUAGAAAAAGGUCUGAAGAUAAAUUUGACAUAGCAAUAAUUGUUAUUUUUUUAAAACACUUCUUAUUCAUUCCGUUUAAAUCAAAAACAUAUUAUUUUUUUCUUUGUAGGAGAAUAGGAGGAGGGAGGUACACGAGGAAACGAUUAGAUGGAAAAAUUUUGAGCAGUUGUAACUUAUUUUUGCCUGUUGAUAAAAGCAGUUCAUCAUAUCAUUACGAAGACGAGGUGAACCAGUGGCGUAGUUAGGAUUUCAUCUAAGGUGGGUCCACUUAGAAGAAAAAUACACCUGGUAAUAUAAUUUUUGUUAACUUUGCGAAUCAUUCAUGACAUAAACUUAUAUUGGAAAAUUUUGGUCAAGUAAAAUAGAUUAGCAGUCGAAAGUAUCAAGAAUAUUACUUUAUAUACCAAACAAUUAUUAAUGAUUUAGUUAGUCGUUCUGUUUCGUAUGAUGUUCUUUAUAAAAACCCAUUAGUAUCUAUAACUCGAGUUGUCAAGAGAUAUUUAAUAAUAAAUCUUACACCAAACAAUAAUUCAUGAUUUGGUUAGUCAUUCGCUUACAAAUGAUGUCAUUUGUCAAGAAUCUUUUUGAAUCAAUAAAUUGAGUUGUUGGAAGAGGUUCAAUAAUAUAUCUUAUACUAUUUACUAGCACGCUCCCUCAUAUAAGAAAGUCAACUUAUAGAAAAAUAAAGUUUGCACAAAUCUGUAUAUCGUGUACUUAACAAAUGAGGUCGCCAAAAUUUCGAACAAAAAAUCUUUCGAUCAACUAUUAUCAAUUAAAUACCCCUAAUUUUUCUAUAUAAAUUAACUAUUGUACAUAAUUGAACAAUUUUCCUUCCGAGUCAGGGUGGGUCCCGAGACCCACCCUGUUAUACUCUCCCUCCGCCACUGAGGUGAACCAAACCGAGGAUUGUCGACUACUCCCUCUUCCUCCUUGAUCUGAAGCUCGCAACUGCUCACUCUUUUUUCCAUUAUUUUCUUAAUUUCUUCCAAGUUAAAACUGCUGGAUGGUAAAUUCCCUACUUGAUGAGCGAAUGUAUUUAUUCUUCGUUUUCACGGAGUUAUUUUAUGUUCUCUAUUACUUCAUAUACUUUUAUGUAAAUAGGUAAUAUAUGAUUAGAAAGGUUAAUUGGUUGGACUUAGAGCAUAUGUCCUUUGGUUGAAUAAUUGAUUUUUAUUUAAAUGUCUAUUGCAACCCGAUACUUUAGAUGUUGAAAUGGAAAGUGGAGUUGUGAGGGUUUUUCAUUAUGUUCCUUAUGUUCAUGAUUGACAUGCUACUAGCUAGCUAUAAGAUGAUGAUCUGGUUAAUAAUUAGUAGGUAGCAAUGAGAUUAUAAGUAGAAGGGAACAUAAUUCGGGGUUUUAUAAAGGCCAUGAAGAAGAAAGAAAAUGACUGUGGCGGUUCCUCGGUUGUGUAUUUUGAUGUUUUUUCAAUUUCUACACGUUUGCAAUGACAUUUGUUUGUUUCAUUAUGGUGAAUUUCUCCUCAUUAAAUCCUUAACUAAAGCUUGAUUUUGACAUGAUUAUUUUCUUACCAACUACUAUUUUGAUUGAUGCAUAGAUUCAGUUCACAAAUUAGGAAUCUGCAAGAUAAAAUGAGUUGAGUUGUAUUGAAGUAUGCUCCUUUCAUUAUUUGUCUAUGUUGUUAUUAGGUAAAAAAGCACUAUUUUUUCUUGUAGGAGAUAUGCAGCUCUCUAUAAAUUAUAAAUUGUGUUUAUAUGAAAUUUAGUUUGUUGAAAAUAUUGUUUUAAUAAAUUAGUGACAACUGAUAGUUUUUUUGUGGUUGGUUUUGCUAGAACAUUGACAAGAUAAAUUAAUUGAGUAUCCAUAAGACUGAUGGAUGUGGAUGCUAAUGUAUUUCAUCAUUAUUCCAGAAUUGCAGGUGUAACUGAUAAUACACGAUAUUCGUGAGAUCUAGAUCGGAAUAUUCUCUAUUAUCAUAUACCAACAUAGGAAGAAAAUGAAAAGCUCUUCACUUAUUUUAUUAAUUGAAUCCUAUUUUCUUAUCCUAACUUCUUCAUUUUUUUACCUUAAAUUUUUUAACUUCUUUAUCACUUUUUUGAGUUCGAUACAAUAUUUUAAAUCAAUAAAGAACGGUCUACAAAGAGCUCAGUUAAUACAAUUAAAUUUUUCAUAAAUAAAAAAGGUAUAAAAGUAUGAAACAUUACCUAAAUAAGGUAAGUGAGAUUUACAAUUUCAUGUAUAUUAAAUCAACAAACAUAAAUGAUAAUAAUAAUUAGAAUACUAUAACGAAUUUUAAAAUAAUCAAAUGUAAUGCACCGGCCAACGGGCGGGUAAAAAACUAGUUCUAGAUUUAAAAUAAUCGAUCUAAGCGAUUGUACAUGUGUCAGCAAUAUGCUAACAGUUAUUAGUAAGCUUCGGACAACAAAUCCAAUACAAGUGUGUGCACACGAAAAUGUGAAAUUGAUUUAGAUGAGCAUUAGUUGGGAAUUUAUUUUACAAAUCAUUAUUUUACAGAAAAAAACCCAAAAAAUCAUUAUUUUGAAAAUAUGGGUUUUUGUUAUCGCUAUCAGACCCCAUCAUCCUUCACAACACGAAUGCAACUUCCUUGUUCGUCGGUCUACAUACGGAAAGCGAAGUUCACAUAAAAAAAAUAUUCUCUGAUAAACUUUCUAAAAUCAUCAACUAGUUGUCAUGAGGGAUUUUUCCAAAAGUAGCACUGUUUUUAAAAAAAAAAUUCUAAAAAUAGCACCCAACUUCGAAAAAUUACUGUUGGGGGUGUUACUAAACACUCCGUUCACGGACUAAGUAGUAGGACGCACAAUCGGCGAUGCGCGACGCGCGAUACGCGCUACAGGUAUAUAAGGGCUUGAAGCCCCCCCUCCCUCCCCCCCCCCCCCCCCCAAAAGAGGGGGGACUUCUCCUCUCUCCUGACUUUCCACUUUUCAUUAUCUCUCUACACUUUAUCUCUCUACCUUGUUCUCUCAACUUUCACCUUAAACAUAAACUGACUUGAUCAGUGGAGCUUAAUCCGGGGGGCAACCCCGGCUCUUUCACAGGUCUCUUCCCUCCCGACAAGAUCAGACGAACGGAUCGUGAGUCGACCCCACACCAACAAAUAUCAUUGUUCGUGUCCUGAGCUAGAAGGUACAAACAAUUGGCGCCCACCGUGGGGCUGACUUCACACUGGUUUCUUCGAUUUCCGAAGGAGGGAGGGAUCUCGGUAAUCGGAAGUUCACAACAGCCUCGUCGGAAGGAAGGGAAGAGAGUUAGCGACUUGCAGAGGAAAGUCAAAUUUCCUUUCACCAAUCCGAGCGGCUUCUUCGGAACCAGAAGCUUUCAUCUCCCAUUUUACGAUGAGGAAUAAGAAACUGAAAGGAAAAAAUCUACAGAUCCCGACCGCCAGAAAAAAAGUCAGCGUCGGAGCUCAGACGAAAAGAAAGGAAGAAACAGUGGCCAUCCUGUCACUAUCACCACCAUUUCAACCUACUCCACUGCUCACCUACAGUAAAUAACACAUAGUCAAGAAAAAGUGACAGCUUUCUCUGAGCUGUCUUUUCCCUCUUUCGAGGAAACGCUGACCAACGGGGCUACCGAGGCAAACAGGCAAAGUUAUCGUGAAGACAGCUGGAGGUGCCAAUCUCCCAUGGUCCGAAAAGGAAGCGGAGAGCUACGGCGACAGUGGGGUUAAAAGAAGAAGCGUCAGGCGCAAUUAAAAAAAAUGUGUGAUAUAAUUGAGGUUAUGUCAUUUACGUGUAAAGCCCAUGCACAGCGCGCCCACGCGAUGUGGCCCGCAUGUGACUCGCGGCUCGCUCACGUCAAAUGGGCCGACCACUACUCACGGGCCUACUUCACACCGAGUCACCCUACCGAUCCCAGCCUUCACUUCAAGCUUGCUAGCCGCCUCAACACUCGCGGCCCAACUGGCGGACGUUCAAACAGACACUCGCGGCCCAACUAGCGUCCCGCAUACCCGCCUCAAAAAAAUAUCACCGCCGCGAGUCCUCGAACCAGCGCCACGCUUCCGCCAGACAAGUGAGAUUACCAGCAGGCUACAUCCGAGCCUUGUGCUUCAAUGGCGCAGCGUCUGGCUUUCAACUACUCCUCCGCGCCAUCCUUCCGCCCAAGCUUGCGGCCCACCGCCGCCUGAACACUCGCGGCCCAAUUGGCGAACGUUCAAACAGACACUCGCGGCCCAACUCGCGUCCCGCGUACCCGCCUCAAAAAAAAAAUGUCAACGCUGCGAGUCCUCGAACCAAUAACACACUUCCGCCAGAUAAGCGACAAUACCAACAGGCUACAUACGAGCCUUGUGCUUCAAUGGCGCAGCGUCUGCAUUUCAACUACUCCUCCGCGCCACCCUACCGCCGAAGCUUGCGACCCACCGCCGCCUCAACACUCGCGGCCCAACCGGCGGACGUUCAAAUAGACACUCGCGGCCCAACUCGCGUCCCGCGUACCCGCCUAAAAAAAAAUGUCAUCGUCGCGAGUCCUCGAACCAGCAACACGCUUCCACCAGAUAAGCGACAAUACCAACAGGCUACAUACGAGCCUUGUGCUUCAAUGGAGCAACGUCUGCCUUUCAACUACUCCUCCGCGCCACCCUACCGCCGAAGCUUGCGGCCCACCGCCGCCUCAACACUCGCGGCCCAACUGGCGGACGUUCAAAUAGACACUCGCGGCCCAACUCGCGUCCCGCGUACCCGCCUAAAAAAAAUGUCAUCGCCGUGAGUCCUCGAACCAGCGCCAUGCUUCCGCCAGACAAGCAACAUCACCAGAAGGCUAUAUGCGAACCAUGUGUUUCAAUGGCGCGACGUCUGAUUUUUAACUAUUCGCGCCCACUCAGUUCGACAGAACAAAGAAUAGCAAUAUUCAUGAACUAUUCGCGCCCACUCAGUUCGUCAGAACAUAAAAUAGCAAUAGUAAUGAACUAUUCGCGCCCACUCAGUUCGACAGAACAAAAAAUAGCAAUGGUCAUGAACUAUUCGCGCCCACUCAGUACGACAAAACACAAAAUAAUCAACUCACCUCCAUCACGCUUCAUGAAGAGCAAGGAAGCCAGCCAAAAUGCUUAAGCCAUGAUUCGAACUCGGGCAGCUGCGCUCCCUAGCGCGCGUGCCAACCAAUAUGCCACAAGAUCUACAGGUGGUCAUAGUCCGCAUGGACUUAUCUUGUUUGCUCUUUCUUCCGCACCCUCUGUUUCGAUUCGCGCCUCACACCGGGCUUUGCCAUGCCUUCCGCCUCUACACCAGUCUCGCGGCUGAUGGGCCAACCACCAACGCGCGGCCCAGUCUCGUUUCACUCGCGGAUUGCCAAGCCAAACAUGUACUGAGCUCCUCAUAAAAUUAUUUGUAGGCGCCAGUCCUCGAACCCGUGCCACUCUUCUGCUAUGCAAGCAUACUGACCAGUAAGCUACAACAACAACUUAUGCUACAAGAUGCGUCGCGCCUUUAUUUCAACGAUUGCCAAACCACGCUACAUGGGCUUACAUUUCGUCCACUCCAAUCGCGGCCCACUCUCAUCCGGUGACCACUUCGAACUCCACGCAUCGCAUGGCUCGACACCAACUCGAGGCAAGACUGCUUUCGGCCGCUCUAAGAGGUAAAGCCCGCCUUGCAUCGCGCCCGCACAACUAGCCCGCGAGCUCGCAAUCUCAACUCGCGGAUCAGGCCCAAUGCUCGCGUCCAACGGCCUGCUGUGCUGUUCAGGCGCGCUAAGCCCAGCAGACAAGGAGCUCAUCAAAAAUAAUAUUGUCACCACCAGGAUUCGAACUCGCGUCACUCCUCCGCGUGACAAGCAACAAUACCAGUAGCUACAAACGCGCCUUGUGCCGAAAUAGUGCGGCACAUUCCACCUAAUCAGUAUCCUGCCGCCUCUCCAAUUUAAAGCUAAGUAUUCUAUCCCUCUAUCAUUAUUAUAUAUUGAAAUAUUUUACUUUCAUGAGCGUUAAUGGCGCUAAUGGGGGCCUACACGCUUUAAUGAAAUACACCAACUGGGGGGCAAGACGCAAGAAGCUGGCACCGCGUCAGUCAAACGCGCCACCAGCUGGGGGCAACUGGGGUACAUAGGGCUCCACCCAGAAUUACCGAUGAAGAUUUUUUUUAAAAAAAAUAAUAAGCUAGCGAUGAGUUAAGACUCACCACCAGCUUGGGGGGGGGGGGGGGGGCAAUUGUUGGGGGGUGUUACUAAACACUCCGUUCACGG